Molecule: messenger RNA, 913 nt
Organism: Tupaia belangeri chinensis (Chinese tree shrew)
Lineage: Eukaryota; Metazoa; Chordata; Mammalia; Scandentia; Tupaiidae
Gene: FKBP1B
Product: FKBP prolyl isomerase 1B
Exons: 4
Coding region: 94-420 (108 amino acids)
Biological process (GO): protein peptidyl-prolyl isomerization; regulation of cardiac muscle contraction by regulation of the release of sequestered calcium ion
Cellular component (GO): cytoplasm; sarcoplasmic reticulum membrane
Molecular function (GO): peptidyl-prolyl cis-trans isomerase activity
Source: RefSeq, a predicted model, not a curated record
CGGCGCCGGAGCGCCUGCCGGGCUCGGGCCAGAGCGGAUCCGGGGUCGGGGCCGCAGCGGGGACCCCCCGGAGGCGGGGCCUGUGGGACCGCGAUGGGCGUGGAGAUCGAGACCAUCUCCCCUGGAGACGGAAGGACAUUUCCCAAGAAGGGCCAGACGUGUGUGGUGCACUACACAGGAAUGCUCCAAAAUGGGAAGAAAUUCGAUUCAUCCCGAGACAGAAACAAACCUUUCAAGUUCAGAAUUGGCAAACAGGAAGUCAUCAAAGGUUUUGAAGAGGGCGCAGCCCAGAUGAGCUUGGGGCAGAGGGCGAAGCUGACCUGCACCCCUGAUGUGGCGUAUGGAGCCACGGGCCACCCUGGUGUCAUCCCUCCCAAUGCCACUCUCAUCUUUGACGUGGAGCUGCUCAACUUAGAGUGAAGGCAGGAAAGAACUCAAAGUGGUUGGAGAUGGCUGCUGCUCACCCUCCUAGCCUGCACGGCCGCUGGGACGGCUCCCCCUGGUCGGGGCUCUUGAUCAGUGUGCUGACCUCAUUGCCCCAUCGCGUCCUGCAGUCUCUGCCCGUGCAGCUCGGUAUGUGUUCGUCACUGUUCACGCGCUUCCUUGCUUGAGGAAACUUCAGUUGCAAAUUGAAGCAUUUCAGGUUGUGCAUUUUAUGUGAUGCAUGUAGUAGCCGUUCCUGAUCACAGAACACAGAUAUCUUGUUUGCACAAUCUACACUGCCUUACCUUCACGUAAGCCAGACACACAAGGUGCUCAGAUGUGAAACGUUCGUGGCGUACACAGAGGGACUUGAGCCAGUUACCUUUGCUGUCACGUCCUCUUAUAAAGUCUGUGGGCUGCUCACUGACACAAUGUCAUCUUUGGAAAUAAUAUGUAAAAUAAAGGCUCUGUGCUUGACAAAUCCCUGUCC